Molecule: messenger RNA, 1005 nt
Organism: Closterium sp. NIES-65
Lineage: Eukaryota; Viridiplantae; Streptophyta; Zygnematophyceae; Desmidiales; Closteriaceae
Source: the annotation of a GenBank genome assembly
AUGCACUGCACGGACUCGCUCCCCAGAGCAAGGGCGACUUUUAAGUCGACUCAAAACUCGUCUCAACCCCACAGCAGGGGCGCACUGCUCACCAAGGGCCAAAAUUUUAUCCCCUCCCCUCCCAUACCAUCCCUUCCCCCGCCCGUCUUCCCCAACCAGCUCCGCACCUGCUUCUCCAACACCGACUUCUGCCCUCCCUCCGACUCACGCCCUAACAACACCAUUCCCCACAUCCCUCGCAUAUGUGCUGGUUAUCCUUUCUUGCGGCAGACGUGCGUGAGAGGCCAGCAAAGCUGGUUGAGGCUGACGGGUGUCCCGUUGGGACUUUUUAGGAGGGACGAGCAGAGGGAGAAGGAGGUGGGUUCAGAGUGGGUAGUGGGAAUGUGGGAUGAAGCGGGAUGGACUUUCUACAACAUCCGAUCUCCUCUGCACCCCCCUUCGCCAUCACUCACUGGCACUGCCUCUCUUUCACCCACCUCACUGCCCUUUCCCUCUGUCUCAUCUGCGCCUUCUUCAGAGGCACCUCACCUCCCACAUUCUCUCGCCACUUCCGCACUCCUACACCAACGUCUGCCCCACAAAUAUGUGCCUCCACGGUGGUGGCUCAUUGCGAUCACCAUGCAGUGUUCUUUCCUCUUCCCUUUCCACCUCCUGUCUUACCACCAGCUCCGCUCGACACCUGCUUCUCCUGCACUGGCUUCUGCCUCUAUCGACACCCUCGGCACCUGCUUCUCCCGCACCAACUUGUGCUUCACCGACUCCCACUCCUAUGGCGAGGUACAAUAUGCUGACGUGGAGGUGCGAGGGAGGCUGCAGGCGAAGCAGGGCGAGGCAGGGCUGCUGGGUGCCCCGUGGCGGUUUUUGAGGGCAGACGAGCGUAGGGGCGAGCAGAGGAAGAAGGAGGUGGGAGAAGAGAAGGUGGUGAGGGGGACGUCGGUCUAUCAUGGUGCAUUAGUGCAGCACCCACCUACCUGUCUCUCUACCUCUGGCCUCCCUCCCCCCUAA